UACUUGUUAUUGUGUCGCUCUCGCCAAAGAUUAUUUAGCCAGUAAGCUUGGCCGGUCAAUCGUGGUGUUGUUAAUGUCCGUUGUAAUUGGUCAAGUUCUAAUUAGGUAAUAAUAUUUUUAAAUUCUGCUGGGAAUUACAGCUGUUGCCUUCGAUGAGUGUUAUUAGUCGAUUUUCUACCGGCUUCGUUACAAUAUUUUUUCAAUACAAAAACUGUGCGGUUUACAAAUUAUAUUUUUGAAAAUAUUUCACAAUCGGGUUACUUUUCAUUUGUGCAUACAAUUUUAACUACACCAAUAAUCGUCACCGUACCCAAUAUCAAUAUGUUUUGUUGCGGUAUUUGCAACACAAUGUUAACGGGAAUAUACCCGGAAAGCGUUCACGCUACUCCUUGUGGCCAUUUGUUCCAUACAAAGUGUAUACUGCUCUGUUUACGUAGAUCGCUGAAGUGUCCGUAUUGUGCCGUUAAGGUUUGUGAAACACAAUUGAUCAAACUGCAGUUCCAAAUCGACCCCGGCUGGAAAGAUACUAUAAAUUCGAUCAAGGCCAACAACAGUAUCAUUAACUUGGACGAAUCGUUGAACGUUGGAAACGACUCCAAGUGCGACGCUAGUCUAAUUAUAAUCGAUCCAGACGAAUCAAACAUGUCUCUGACGGAUCUCUUUAAAACGAGCGCUAGGACGAAAAUAACGACCUCGAUAUCGUCAUCAAGCCUUAGCGAAUCGACACAAAGUCUGUUGUCUGUUUUGUGCGAAAUAAUACCCAACUCGGCCGUACACUGUCGCUUCUUCGUGAACGAACACAGUUUGAUCCAGAGUUCGACGGAAGAAGGGUACAGUCACUUGUUGAUCGUUAAAUUGUACAUGGGCAACCCCACCGGUUUGGUUUUGAUCGAUAUGAUCCAUAGUCUUAAAAUGAACGUUACGCUGUUGAAUUUCAAGGACCAAGACGAUUUUCUACUUAACGCUCAUAAAAUAAAAACUGACACGAAUCGUACAUUAAUCACAAUGAAAAAAGAGAACAACGAUAAGGACUUCCAGAGGUUUGCCCAUUUUGUCAUAGAUUUUUUCAAUGACAUUUUCCAACAAAAAUUGAAGAAUGUUCCCGAAAUAUCUUUGAUAAGUUGUAAUAAUUGUAACAGUGUAACUUUCGAACACAGUUCCAAGCAUCUUAAAUUAUCUAUGGCGCCAUCUGAAAUUAUACCUAUAGUUAAUUAUUGAUACAUCAUUUUGUAUUGUACAUAUUUUUCAUUAAUUGAUUUUGAAAAUCGCGGAUUUAUUUAAUUUUUUAAAUUAUAUUUUACACUAAGU
Adelges cooleyi (spruce gall adelgid) is the source of this 1308-nucleotide messenger RNA. RefSeq lists its product as uncharacterized. Bases 322 to 1218 code for a protein of 298 amino acids. The record is from RefSeq and is a predicted model, not a curated record. Gene Ontology annotation, molecular function: rRNA binding. Gene Ontology annotation, biological process: rRNA processing. Lineage: Eukaryota; Metazoa; Arthropoda; Insecta; Hemiptera; Adelgidae. The transcript is spliced from 4 exons.